Gaeumannomyces tritici R3-111a-1 is the source of this 228-nucleotide messenger RNA. RefSeq lists its product as hypothetical. Bases 1 to 228 code for a protein of 75 amino acids. Lineage: Eukaryota; Fungi; Ascomycota; Sordariomycetes; Magnaporthales; Magnaporthaceae. The transcript has a single exon. The record is from RefSeq and is a predicted model, not a curated record.
AUGGGGCUAUGGGGCCAUGGGGCUAGGGGGCCAGGGCACACUGUGUUUUCCCGUUCCCGGCCUCCACUGGUCGGCGCGCUGGACGCCGCGAACAGCGGCCGCGUCGCCGGCUGGCUGGUUGAUGGGCUUCAAGCCGUGUCGGGGGUUCCGGGCGUGCCCGACGGCCCGAGACGGAAGUGCUUCACUGGAAAGAGUCAUACGACGCCGACUUCGCCGCCCAUGCUGUAA